ACAUAAGACAAUCGUGCAAAGUUGCUUAAGUUUAAACAUAUAAUGAGGUAGAGUAGGAGUAUAAAGAUGUGCAAAUUCACCAUGAGCAAAGUUAUUGAAUAACUAUAUUCAAUAUCAAUAUAUCAAUAUUUCUAAUAAAAAUGUGCUUAGAGCAAGUAAUGUUAAUUUCUAUGAGAUCGAAAUUCUUUAAAAACUUAGAGAACCUAAAGAGAACCUGUGGGAACUGCAUCAAAAAAUAAUAGCAUCUUGUUUAGGUGUGAACGCGCAAGUUUACGAGGUGCAAUGGAACGCAGCAUGACUGUGAGCCGUUUUCUCGGUUGCUCCGGCGACGUGCGACCCCUAUCUGCAAGAGCUGGACACUGAUCGAGCCCAUGGAGGAGAGGAGAGGAGGCCAGGAGGAGAGGAUGCUGUCAUCCGUUUUCACCCGAGAUCAGUGACUGACAGCGGCUUUGAACAUGAAGUGAUUACGAAACGCUCUGAUAUAACUCAGCUAUCUCCGCGCCCCGCUCGGGCCGUUCAGGAUGACGAUGGCGUCCCAGUGCACGCAGCGAGCUGUGCAGGAGUUCCUUAUGGAGAGAGGAGGGAGGGUCCAACAGAUGGAGCUGAUCGAUCAUUUCCUAUCAGUUUGGGAGGAAAAUGACCCGUCGAAGGAAGAGGUGGAUCGUGAGACGCUGACAAGCAUCGUGGACGCCGUGGGUUUCGUGAAAGUGGAAAACGGCGUGAAAUUUGUAUGUUUAAACACUGAAUGCACAGCGGAGUCGGUGAUGCGAACGGACGCAGAGAGCCACGAUCACGCGGAGUGCAACGGUAACGGUAAUCUCCAGGACAACGACUAUGUCAACGGCAACCCUGACAACGGAGAGCAAACAGGAGCUUCCAGCCCACUAGCUGCCAGUCUGGACAAUGACAAGCAGUCAAACGGCAAUGAGCAACCUGCAGUCCCCUCCCAGAAUAAUAAGACCAACACAAUGAGUCCUGCUUCUGCUGGAGGAGGGGAGGUGAAGCUGAGAGACAGAAGGAGGCGAGAGUCAGCCCCAGUUAUUGGGAUGCCAGAUUUGGACCAGGCACACCCUGGAGGGUCCCACAGCCAGCAAGCAAGAGGAGCGCGAAGGGUGUCCAAAGGGUCCCAGCGGGCCAUGUUGACCAGCUGCCUAUCUGAAGACAGCGCCUUGGAGGGGCUGGACCCUGUUGGCGAUAUCAACACCCCUAAGGGAAGCCGCAGGAACUUCAUAGAGCUGAUGAUGAGUAGUUCUCCUCAGGUUCGGAGGUCUCUGAUCAACCGUGGCUCACGCCUCCGGGACUCUGUGAGAAGCGAUGGUGACUCUACAUCGCUCCUCUCCUCAGCUACUGACGAGGACUGUGCCUCAGUGACCCUGGAUCCGCUAGAGCAUGAGUGGAUGCUGUGCGCCUCAGACGGCCUGUGGGAAAGCCUGCAGCCCCUGCUAGCUGUUGAACCCAGCCUGGUGGCCAAGAGAGACUUUGUGACCGGCUUUACUUGCCUCCACUGGGCGGCUAAGCAAGGCAAAGCUGAGCUGCUCUCCCAGCUGCUGGCCUUCGCCAAGGAGAAUGCUGUGCCUGUGAACAUUAAUGUCCGAUCAAGUGCUGGAUACACACCUCUACACCUGGCAGCCAUGCAUGGACACACACAGGUGGUCCGCGUGUUGCUGUCAGACUGGGAGGCAGACCCUGAGGCGAGAGACUACAGCGGGAGGCGAGCCAUCCAGUACCUCCCCCCACCAGUGGCUGCUGACCUGCAAGAAGAGGGAGUGGUCACCUCUCCAGGAGCUGAAUCAGACAACGAAAACACUAACGGCAUCAGCGGUGGAGGGCGUGGCUGGCGGUUUCCCAGAGUGCUCCAGGGCAAUCUGAACCCUCUGCGCCUCCUGAACCCACCGGCUGAGGCAGCAGAGGAGGCGGUCGGGAAUGGGAGGACUAAGGGGGGGAUGCAGAGGAAGUCGUCUCUGAGCAAGCUGAACGCGCGGCUGCAUCGGGGACGCCACCGAGCCCAGAUCAUCCACAGCGCCUCCUUCAGGGACACGGGGGAGGUGGGAAGAGGUGAGGAGCUACCCUGCAGUCCUCUACGAACCCGACCGCUGUCCAACCUGUUUGGAUGAAGUUGCACCACUCUGAACCAGCGAUACAGAGAUGUAAACCAGUCUGACAUGUUUUGACUUACAGAAUACAGUUUACUCACCUUUAUAAGCUGACAGGUCAGACAUUUUUAUAACCAGAGUUAAUAGUAUACAUCCAAAUACAUAGUGUCACACUGAUUUUAAAGUUUUUAUUAUUAGAGUUCAAAUUAGUAAGUAAAAAUAUAAUUUAUUUUUGUUCCUAUUGCAGUUUUUAGGUUUCUGUCAAUCACUGAGGGGAGGGCACAGUUCACAUAGCAUUUUAUUUUAUUUGUAGAACAAUUAACUGAGUUCAGAAUUGAGUUUUGAACAAGAUUUUUGGUGUUAAUGGGGUUUUCUAUACAGUUUUUAGGCUCUUUGUUAGAGCAGGUUGCAAACACUACACCAGGUGUCUUAGUUUAAUACCUUACACAAGAACCAUGUUCACACAAAUGCAAAAUCAACGGGCAGGAUUGUAAAAGCUUUUAACUUCAGCUUUUGACUCACAGUGGUGAGAGAUUUGAACACAGCACUUAGGUUUCCAACACAAUUACCCAAAAUCGUUUUUCUGUUGGGAAAGUGAAGUAAUAUAUUUAUACAACUAAUUUUCUAUAUUUCAACCUCCUUUGAUUGGAUGGUGCUGAGUUUUGUUUUUUUACUAAAUUUCUGUGAUGUGAAUGUUUUUAAGUAGCAGAUUUUAAUAUUCAAAAACUUGUUACCACAGAAUUCUUGUAUGUCCAAAACCGUAAAUGUACAGUCGUCAUGUUUGCACUUUGUCACUUUGAAGAUAGUUUGUGAUCAUGGGAGGAAAUUGCUGAAACUAAAACCAUGACAGCUGUUCUUAAUCCCAUGUCAUACUUACAGUAUAUGUUAAUAUUCUAGACACAAUAUAGGAGGGUAAUUAAUCUAAUUCUUACACCUUUCAGAUGUAAAAUCUAUUGUAUAAACAGUAUAAAAGCACAAAUGACAUAAUGUAAUUUUUUUUCCUGUACAUUUUACUUUUGUUAAUAGAUCGUUUUCACCGAAACAGAGUUAAAAGGGUGAUUAAGUGCUGGUUAGUUACACUGAUAGGGGGGAUAUUUCCAGGCUGCCAUGGCUUUAGUCAGAUCCAAUUACCUAUAUAAAGACACUGAUCAGUUACACAGUAGGACUGUUUCACAUGGUGGAAGCACAGUGAGAGACAUUACUGUUUAUAUAACUUUUUAGACUGACUAUAAUGUACCUCAAAUCUUCCAAAUCUGGUUCUCUCAUUGUUAUAUUUCCUCUUUGUGAUUGGGGUUUAAUCAAUAUGGGUCUCUGAUGGCAGAUUGCAUCAUUUUUGUGCUGAUAUUCAGUUUCAAAAGAUAAUUUUAAAUGGUUACAGAUUCCCAAUUUUCAUUUCACUAUUUCAUUAAGUAUCUAUUUCGAUCCCCAAGACAUAGAUACAAUACAUCAAGUAAAUAAGUAAUGUGAAUUGGCUAUUCUCAGAUAAGUUCAGGUUAAUGUCUUUUCAUGGACAACCAGCAUAACAGUGAUCAGUUCUACAGUAAAUAUGCAACCAAACAAACUAUUUCAUAUCCAUCUUUUAUUACACUGGAUUUGAUUUGAUAUGUAAAAAAAGGCCGAGGUUGGCCUCUUGUAUUUGUCUAACUUUGCAUGUACACAAUCAUUAACCCAUGAAUCAUGUCUGCAUCAUCUCUGAAUAGUAACACCAGAAUAUACUGUAUGUUUAGCUUAGGUGCACAGUGACUUUUUGACUGUUUUCCCAAGUAUGGUGACUUUUCUUACAAUUUCUGAGUAUUGCAUCAGUAGCUCAUUGAUGCAUCCUUGAUUUCAUGAAUGUCCCCUUUGUAUUCUAGGCUGUAGCCUUUGUACUCAAAUCAUAGGGCUUCGUGUAAUUGUGUGGUCGACACCUUUGAUGUAGAAAUGAAUUAUACAGAUGUACCUUGAAGUCACUUUUUCAGAUGAAGCAUGAAUAGAGGAAAUGUAAAUGCUGUGCACUGUCGAUUUUCAUGUCUGUAAGUCAUCGUGUCUGUCUUACCUGUUAAAUACUGUGAAGUUAUUAUACUGUGUGGUGAGAAAACACCAUGCAGAGUUACUGAGCCACUGUCACCUUUUUCCUCAUGUCUCAUCCUUAAUUAUGAAAUAAAGCAACAUGUGUUAGCAUAAAACUAAA
Thunnus maccoyii (southern bluefin tuna) is the source of this 4263-nucleotide messenger RNA. RefSeq names its product sosondowah ankyrin repeat domain family Ca (gene sowahca). Lineage: Eukaryota; Metazoa; Chordata; Actinopteri; Scombriformes; Scombridae. The record is from RefSeq and is a predicted model, not a curated record. Gene Ontology annotation, molecular function: protein binding. The coding region runs from base 522 to 2114 and encodes 530 amino acids. The transcript is spliced from 4 exons.